Messenger RNA from Chironomus riparius, 2872 nucleotides. Lineage: Eukaryota; Metazoa; Arthropoda; Insecta; Diptera; Chironomidae. The record is from the annotation of a GenBank genome assembly.
CUUUAAAUGAACCUUUAUACUUUUUUCACUAGCAACCUUUGUAUCAUCCGGCGAUUAUUAAAAAUUGAUAGAUAUACGCAUUGUCAGUCUUAGUUUAAAUAAUUAAUGUGUUAAGAUCAUUCAAAAAUGGUAGAGCAUGCAAGAAAGAAGCAGAAACUUGAAGACGUUCUGAAUCCAAAUGAAGAGCAAAAAUUGAGGAAUGUUCAUCAAGUUCACUCAUUAUUCUUUAUUAUUGGCAUAUUAUGUUUGCUGUUCAUCUUGGGUACAACAAAAAGAAUUAUGUAUAAUGCUCCGGAUUUAACAGAUAAGAACUUGCCAUUUGUUGGAAUUGAGGCUUGGAAAGACUUGAAGGCAUUAAACGAUAUGGGACCAAAAGUAACUGGAACCAAAGAAAAUGAAGUGCUUGCUGUAAACUACAUAAAGAAGAGAAUUGACAAUAUUAUAAAACGCUCAGAUCCAGCACAAAGUAUUCAGUUUGAUCAUCAAAUUGUCAGUGGAAGUUUUCAUCUAAAUUUUGAUCCUGGAAUGGCUGCAGUCUAUCAGGAUAUUCAAAACUUGGUGGUUCGAGUUGAAGGAGACAGUCCAAAUGCUUUACUAAUUAAUUGUCACUUUGAUUCCGUUUUUGGGUCGCCUGGUGCGAACGAUGACAUCGCUAACUGUGCAAUUAUGCUAGAGAUUCUAUCUAUUCUUUCAAUCAAAACUGUUAAAAAUCGCCAUACAAUUGUUUUUCUGUUUAAUGGAGCUGAAGAAAUGGGCUUGAAAGGUGCUCAUGGAUUUAUAACUAAACAUAAGUGGGCUAAAGAUUGCAAAGUCUUGAUUAAUUUAGAGGCUGCUGGAAGCGGUGGAAAAGAAAUAUUAUUUCAAAGUGGUCCUGGAAAUUCGUGGCUUAUUAAUCACUAUCAUUCGGUUCGUCGUCCAUUUGCACAAGUUUCUUCUGAGGAAAUAUUCCAAUCUGGUGUUAUUCCUUCAGACACUGAUUACAGAAUAUUUCGAGAUUUUGGGAAUAUGGUUGGACUUGAUUUUGCACAUUUCGUGAAAGGCUAUCGAUAUCACACAAAGUUCGAUCACAUUGAUUAUUUAAGCAUUGGAAAUAUUCAAAGAACAGGAGAAAAUGUUUUGGAAUUAGCACUGUCAAUAGCUAAUGGAGAUGAACUUGAUAAUUUGGAUAAAUUUGACAAAACGGAUCUUGCUGUGUACUUUGACUAUCUUGGCAUUGUCCUAGUCAACUAUACCAAAGAAAUUGGAAGCAUCAUUAAUUUCAUAGUGACAAUUUUAGCAAUUACAGUUCCUUACCUAUCACUCAAAAAAUCAACAGUUUCAAUCCAUUCAAAGCAUAUUUUGAAGGAAACCUUUCUUGGAUUAAUUUCCAUGUUCGUUGGAAUCGCUGCAUCUUUAUUGGUAUGCUACGUAACUGCAUAUUUCCUUGAUAAAACAGGUCAUUCAAUGAGUUGGUACAGAAAUAACUUUAUGGCUAUUGGAAUUUAUUCAAGUGCUACUGUCUGGUUCCUUCUUCUUGCUUAUGAUGUAUUUGACAUGGUUUUUGCCAGUAAACACUCUCCUGUUAGUUUAGGAUUAAAAGUUCAGGCACGGAUUAAUGGAGUCAACAUUUUAUGGGGAAUUUUGACACUUGGAUUAACAAUUUUAGGAAUAAGAUCUGCUUACUUAUUCAUGAUUGUUUUGCUGAUCAACCUCUUUUCAACUGUCGGAAUAUUUUUAUUGAAACUUCAAAAUUCUGUGCAUAAAUGGCUAUAUGUGUUCCUUAUUGGUCAAAUUUUCAUUACUUUAUGGGCUUCGUACUUUAAAACAGCAGUUACUGAGAUGUUUAUUCCAAUAACUGGUCGUAUUGGAAAUAAACCUAAUCCUGAUGCAAUUGUUGCUGUCAUAUCGUGCGUCACUACUGUUUUUAUCGUUAGCUAUUUCAUUCCAUUGACUCAUCUUUUGAAAGGAAAAACCUUGAAAUAUACCGUGAUCAUGUCACUUUUCUUUAUUUCAAUAUUCGUGGCUACUUCAACAAGCAUUGGAUUUCCUUAUCAAGAUGAAUCAACUGGAAAUCCAGUCGUACAACGUCAUUAUGUUGUGCACACAACAAGAACAUUUUAUGAUAUUAAUGGACAUGUUAGAAAAGCAGAUAGUGGAAUAUUAUUCAUUGAAUGGGAUAGAAAUUGUUUAAAGACCAUUGAGGGAGUAACAAUGCCUGUUCAGCCUCAAACUCUUGAGGAAAUGUGCGAUGAUGAACCGUUCUGUGGAUUGCCGAUUGUUUUUAGUCGAAUGUUUAUGUUUGGCAUGAAAUGGCUUCCAUCAAAGCCUCCAAAACUCAUGGAUUAUGCAGUACUUAAUACUUAUUCCAAAACUGUCUUGAGCGCAGAUCUCGUCAAUUAUCAGUUCACUGUCAAUUCCACUAAAUUAAUGGGCAUUUAUGUACAUCCAAGAAAUGGAACUGAAAUGGUUGGAUGGAGCUUUUCAGACGAAGUCGAAUCAGUUGCUAAUAAAACGUAUUUAGCACAUAUUGCCUUUGGAAUACCCAAAAAGCCACUUUAUUUUGACAUUACAUUAAAAACAUCAAACGUAGAAAGCAAUCAACCGAUUGUAGAUGUUAAUCUCGUCACUCUUCGAUCAGAUCGCCAAGAAGAUUAUACAGAUGGAUUUAAGGAUAUUAUUAAAAGAUUUCCAAGCUGGUCAUUCCCAGUUCCUUUACUUUCUGGGGUUAGUGCUUAUCAAUUUUAAGAAAAUAUGAUCUGUAAUAGCAUAUUAGAUGUAGAGCAUUUAAGGAUCACUCACAGAUGACGUCCAGUUAAAGACCAUAGGCAAUGUUAGACGUCAUUUGUGAAUGCCUUUCUUAUUUGUUUAAAUAAACCACUUUUUAUUUUUCUGU